AUGGGUUGCGGUGCGUCCGCCGCUCGCGUGAGCGCAAACUGCCCCAAGAUCAGGGCCAUCAAACUGACCGAGGUCAAGAUCCCCGAGUUUGAUGAGGUCUUCAACGACUGCAAGAAGCCCCUCAACACUAUCGUCAAACUGAACAACGACUUGUACGCCUAUCUGGAUGGCGAGAACAACGUGACUUGCGAUCUCCAGAAGCUGAAGGAUGACGACUUCGUGUCUUGCCUUGCUGACGAGUUGGCCAAGCCCACCACGGGACUUAAGUUGAAGGCUGCUUGGGACAAGAUGACUGCGUUGGCGGCGCCCCUGGCCGCGGCCGCGGAGGCCGCCGGGCAGACGUUCUCGAUCGCGGCGGACGACACGAUCCACUUCGAGGAGCCCGCAGAGGAGCCCACCGAAGAGGACGCCAAGGCCAAGCACACCGCCUUCUGCGACGCCGUGGACAAGUUCAACCUGCAAGUGUACAACGUGCGCGCGGUGCUGGCGGCCAUCAACGGCCCGCUGAGCCUGAGCGGCGCCAUCUGCGAGCUGAAGAAGCACCUGAUGGCCAAGGGCCACGGCUUCGACGUCGACUUCUCCACCUUCGAGAUCAAGAUGCCCUCCGUGCACGACCUGCCCAAGCCGCUCGCGUGCAUCGUCGAAGUGAUUGAGAAGCUGAUUGACCGGCUGAAGCACAUCGGCGAGGUGGGCGAGAAGAUCAAGGAGGAGCUGGAGGAGCUGGUGAAGAAGGCGGAGGAGUUCCCCGAGAAGGCCAAGGACGCGCUCUCCAACUCCGAGAUGAACCCCUUCGAGAUCCUCAAGGCCGUGCACGCCGUCGCCAUGAACGUCAAGAACGUGGCGGGCGCGCCGUUCAUCCUGACCGGCGUUCUGGGCACCGUCAAGACGAUCCCCACCGAGAUCAUCCAGGGCAUCAAGGACGCGGUCGCCGGAAAGCCGUCCGUCGCCACCCCGGCCUCGCCCAAGUCCCCCGCCGCCAAGGCCGCAUAA
Messenger RNA from Klebsormidium nitens, 990 nucleotides. Lineage: Eukaryota; Viridiplantae; Streptophyta; Klebsormidiophyceae; Klebsormidiales; Klebsormidiaceae. The record is from the annotation of a GenBank genome assembly.